AAUGUAUAAUAAUGGUUAUAAUAUCUGCAUAUUAUGCCUAUUAAUAUCUUUAUAUGUAACUGAUUUUUAAUAACAGUCAACUUGCGAAGCAUUGUAUUUUACUGUUAUGUGAAUUAUCAAGUAUUUAACAAACAAUAAUGCCCAGAUAUAGAUGAUGGAAGAUGUUCAUUUAGGUAGUUGUUUUGCUUGUAACAUAACACAAUAUAAUAAUUAAUAAUAUUACAAUAUAAUAUUGUCCAAGGUGUAUUUAUCAGGUGUCGACACUCCGCUUAUCAAUUGAAUGAAAAAUCUACACCAGUUGAGAUUGACACCAUGAGCGCUAGCUACCCUUAGAGGGCCGAAAUCAUGGUGUAUACUAUAUUUAUAAUAUUCCUACAUUGGCCGAAAUUGAACUCGCCGAUACACUAUAUUACAUAUUAUUAUAAAAAUUCUUUUGACGGAUACCUUUAAUAUAAUUCCACUUCCUUUCCUUACUGUCUUACUAGUUCUAAAUACACCUUGACUAUAUUCAUAUAGUCUGUGGUAUAGUGGUAUACCUAUUUGAAUUACUAACAACUAUAUAAUAGGUAUGUAAUUAGGUAAAACAAGCUACUUACCACUUAGAACUUGGUAGUUAUCAGUUACGCUUAGUACUCUACUUACACUAUAGCGCACAUACACAAUAUCUUGACGUAUCGACCAAACCAAUUGUACCUAACUUGAGUAAAGUUUAACUGACCUAAUUUUAAGUCUACUAUCGAAAAGAUACUGUACCAGACGACAUGUACCGCGUUGCAACAUUGUUUACGUAAUUGACGGCCCACGACAUAAUUUUUGACUAUUCGUUAAUAAUACAUUUUUAAUUUGGGUAUACAGUUUUGAUUCUUCACUAACUAUAAAAAUUCAGCUUUGAAAUUAGAACUUGACAACAUUGUUUUGAGCACUCGAUUUCAAUAGCUGUCGUGGUAAUGUGGUCGGAUCCAUCGUCAUCAAACAUGGCUUAUGGAAACCAAUGGAUGAAUCCAACAUUUUAUAAAAACAUGACAAAUGAACAAGUGGAUUGGGCAAGUUUGGCUCAACAAUGGAUAAAAAUGAAAGAAACUUCACCCGCCAUAUACUCUGGACAACGAGUAAAGACCCCGCUUUCUGAACAAAGUUUGCACAAACUUGGUCAGCAUAUAGAUGUAUUACCUCAGAAUUUUUCAAAUGUAGCAGCAGUAACAAAUAAAAUGUUUAGUGAUCAUAAUAUUGCGAGUCCUGUUACAAGAAAUAAUAUUGAAAAACCAAGAACUUGGAAUACAUGGACUUGUCAGCAGCAACAACAAUCAAAUUUGAAUUGGCCAUCUACUUCAACAGCUCCGCCAACUAAAUCCGCACCAAUUAUAGAAUCAGUUAAUUCACUUACACCAUCUUUUGUACCUCCUAUAUUAUCCGAACCACCUCCAUCUUUCUCAAUGAUGACGCUAAACACACCAUUUCCAUCUAAUAAUUAUUGGGCAGGGCCUAAUACUACAGUCCUACCGCCUUCUGAAUCAGAUCAAUGGAAUAAACUUAAUGUGAUUUCCAAAGUGGAUGAUAAAACUCAAGAUCCAUCAUUUAUUGAUGCGGCAAAAAGAAAGCAAUUGCCUGCUUGGCUUCGAGAGGGACUUGAAAAAAUGGAAAGAGAAAAAAGACGUAAAAUUGAACAAAAACAAUCGUUUGUUGAACCUGAUUAUUCUAAUUCAAUGAAUGAAAAUUUUAUUCGAGAAUUGCCCAAUUCGCCAAUUAACUUUGAUCAUGAAAUUGAAAUGGUUGAUGAUGAUAUUGAACACGUGUCUUCCAAUUACAUCAAUGAACCUAGAAAAACUGAGUUUGUACAGAAUGACCCUUCUCCUCUCAUUCCACGUAAGACUAAAGCUCAAAUCUGGGAAGAUACGAUGUUAAGUCUACGAAAAAUUCUAACAAAAUUGUUAAUGGACGUUACUAAUGAUAUGAUGUUAAGUGUAGUUAAAGAGGUGUUAAAAACUACUGUACAAACAGAUAUUCAAGGAAAUCAAAGCCAAACAUCAUUAGCUGGUAAGCUAGGGCUCGGAGUUUAUGGUUCAGAAUCUGAGUCAUCAGAUGAAAGCGACGAAGAACAGCACUCAACUGGUCAUAGGCAACUAAAACAAGAUUCUGAUGAAGCUAUUCAAGAAAGAAUAUUGAAACGUCAACGUGAGUUCAGUAAUAUUGAAGCAAGGAUACUUAAAGAAUUGGAUCAACUAGAAGAUAAAGAAAAACUUGUGAGGUCUAAAUUUGAUAACAGUGUCAAGAUGAGCGAAGAAAUUAAUGAUAUUGGUAGUCAGGUAGUGGAAAACAUUCGGACGAAAGGGAAUAAUGAAGAUGCAGUAUCUAACCAAAAGAUUGACAAGAGUCAUGGUAUAGUCAAAAAUGAAUUACUUAAUGAUUUGAAUGUUAAAAAUGGACAGAAGAAAAAGAAAUCUAAAUCCAAAAGAUCAUCAAGUUCUAGUUUGUCAAGCAGUAGUAGUUAUAGUAUGAAAAGCGAUAAUACUAAUAGUAAAAUAUAUAAUUAUAAGAAAAACGAUAAAGGUCAAUCAAAAUCUUCGAACAAAAAAAUUUUAAAAGAUAGUGUAAAAAUAAAACAGAGAUCGCGUUUUAGAAAUAAAAGUAGAUCGCGUUCAAUACAUAGUAGUAGGCAACAUUCAAGAUAUUAUAGAAGAUCUCCACAUAGUUUUAGAUCAAGACGAAGUCGAUCGCCACUAUCACGUCAUUCAUAUUCCAGAAAGUAUAAAAGCAAACGAAAUAGUUCUUCUAGUUCAAAUGAAUCAAGAACUAAUAAAGAUCGGUAUAGACAAUAAUUUUCUGGUAAAAUUGUUAUUUUAAGAGAUUAAAAUUCUUAAUUAUUAUUUUAUUGAUAUUACUCAUUCAAUUUAUUUUAU
Molecule: messenger RNA, 2897 nt
Organism: Acyrthosiphon pisum (pea aphid)
Lineage: Eukaryota; Metazoa; Arthropoda; Insecta; Hemiptera; Aphididae
Product: arginine/serine-rich protein PNISR-like
Exons: 12
Coding region: 948-2816 (622 amino acids)
Source: RefSeq, a predicted model, not a curated record